UCCGCAACUUUUUGUGGAGUUUCAUACAAUCUAGUAGUUGGAACUGGAACGCACCGCAAAAUGAAAAGCAGCUCCUUCAAGUUAACUCUGUUGGCCACCAUCAUUGCUGUCUGUUUGGCCAGCCAUUUUGCGCCGAAUGAAACGAAAGGAUAUUGUCCACAGUUUCUACAAGGCAACAGCAGCAUGCCUUGCUGGAACUUGGGAAGCAAGUGUUAUUGUUUUUCCAUCGUCUAUUUUCGCCCCGAUUGGAGUGGUGCGGAUGCGUUUUGCAGAGGCGGAAACAUGACUCUACUGAGCGUCGAUUCCGAGGAGGAAGACCAAAUGAUUUUCAAGCACAUUCGCCAAGAUCAUCCAGAACUGGACGAUGGUAGCUACUGGACUUCAGGCAGAUUUUCUGGAAACAUUUUAAACGGACAAUGGGAAUGGGCUUCUGUCGAACCGUUUCAGCCAUUCAAUUACAGUAAUUGGUAUGUGGGAGAACCUGGCUUCAACAAACCAGGUUAUUGCGUCUAUUUUUAUUUUGGCUACUACUACGAAUACGGCUACUGGUGGGAUUACCCUUGCGAUCACUCUUACGGGUUUAUUUGCGAAUCAUAUUAACUGAAUUAAAAACCCCAAACUAAAACGACUAUUAAACCACUUCUUGCACAUCAA
This is a messenger RNA of Daphnia carinata, 654 nucleotides long. Its product is annotated as lithostathine-1-like. Gene Ontology annotation, molecular function: carbohydrate binding. Gene Ontology annotation, cellular component: external side of plasma membrane. The record is from RefSeq and is a predicted model, not a curated record. The transcript has 4 exons. The coding region runs from base 61 to 600 and encodes 179 amino acids. Gene Ontology annotation, biological process: biological process involved in interspecies interaction between organisms. NCBI's taxonomy places the organism in Eukaryota, Metazoa, Arthropoda, Branchiopoda, Diplostraca, Daphniidae.